UUACUAUUUAUAGAGGUGAUUUCUGGUCACCUUAUAGCGAAACUAUUAUCCUUGUGCAAAAAAGAAGGUAUUUGCAGAACAAACCAGUCUUUUAAUUUACAGGAUAUGCAGUUUCAAGUGUUCUUUGAAUAGAGAGAAGGGAGAGAGGAACAAUUGAUUUUCACAAUCUCAAAGAAAAGGGAUAGUCAGUAUGAGUGAAAAACCGGAUGAAACAACAAGAGGAGCUGAGGAGGUAGAUGCACAAGGUGGGGGUAGCCAAAUGGACUCCAAACAUACCAAAGAAGGUUAUGACCAAGCUGAAACUUCUCAUGGCGAAGAUGAUCAGAUACUGCCACCAAAAGAUGCAAAAGGGAUAGUCAGUAUGAGUGAAAAACCGGAUGAAACAACAAGAGGAGCUGAGGAGGUAGAUACACAAGGUGGGGGUAGCCAAAUGGACUCCAAACAUACCAAAGAAGGUUAUGACCAAGCUGAAACUUCUCAUGGCGAAGUUGAUCAGAUACUACCACCAAAAGAUGCAAAAGGGAUAGUCAGUAUGAGUGAAAAACCGGAUGAAACAACAAGAGGAGCUGAGGAGGUAGAUGCACAAGGUGGGGGUAGCCAUAUGGACUCCAAACAUACCAAAGAAGGUUAUGACCAAGUUGAAACUUCUCAUGGCGAAGAUGAUCAGAUACUGCCACCAAAAGAUGCAAUAACGCCUACACUAACAGCCUUUGAAGAUAUAAAAGAUGAAGAAUUUGAUUCAACAACAUAUAUGAAAUGUGGAAACGUUGGGAAAGCAGUAAUUGUUAGCAACUUUAUGGAUGGCUAUACCCCGAUAAGAGGAUUAAACGUGAGGUCUUAUGCCAAAAAUGAUUGUGAUUUGCUAGAAAAAACACUUAAACACCUUGGAUUUCAACCAUUUGACGACAAAGAGAACAGAAUGGUGUACAAAAACCUAACAAAAACAGAGUUUGAAGCACUGUACAAUAGAGUUGCAAAGGAGACCGACUACAGACCUAAAGGAAAAGAGGGAUAUACAUGUGUACUAUUUAUUGUCAUGUCAUAUGGGAGAUCAGGAUUGAUACAGUGUCAUGCAGAACCAGGAGAAUAUGGGGACCCUCCAUUUGUAGAACAAAAACACAUACAGGAAGCCUUCCAACCACAGAAUAACCCUUCACUGGCUUUGAAGCCAAAAUUAUUUAUUAUCCAGACUAUUCCUAAAGGAACAGACAUUAAUGAUGGAAAUGAACCAAGUGACGUAGAAAAAAAAGAAACCAAAAGAAUACCAAGAGAAGCAGAUUUUUUGACAUACACAAGUGAUGUAUAUUGUAUAAAUAGUGAUCAUGGCAAUUGCUUCAUCAAAGCUAUUGUGGAUGUUUUAAAGGAUCAAAAGGAGUCUGCCAUGGAGAUUCAGAGAGUUCUGAUAAGAAUGAACAAAAAGUACAAAGACUACAGUAAUUCAGAGAAGAAAAUACCUUGUGUAACGUCUUCUCUUACAAAGCAGCUGUUCCUUGUGUAAAUUCAACAUCUUGUGAAUAAGUGAACUAUUGUUACAAAAAACAAUAUAUAGUUCCAAAAACACAUUAUUUGAUUCUUAACAGUACUAGUACAAUAAAGGUUUAAUUGUGAAGUACAGAAAAAAGAUUUAAAAUACGUUGACAAAUGUCUCCAAAAUUUCAACAGUAAGUUCCUGAAUUUCAUUGAAUGACGUUCUGAUAGAUCUUAUCAUUACUGAAAAAUGUCCAAAAAGGGAUGUAAAAUAAAGUUUUUAUUUCGGUUACAUAUACAACAUUUAUUUCAAACUAGAUGCCUAUUUUAACAAAAACCUUUAUUAUGUCAAUAGAAUUAAUAAAGAUAGAAUGCAACUAGGAUUACAUACAACUCAAUUACAGAAUAUAUCAAAAGCACAAAACAAACAUUUUUAAAGGAUCUUCUGUAUUCUCUGAUCCUAGCUUAAUAAGUUUCAAGCACAAGCAGAAAUGUUUAUCAAUCAUAAGGAGCCAAUGCAUUAUAAAUUGUUUUUUUUAGUUUUGGUAAUUUGGAUAUAAGUUUUAGUAUAUUAUAAACCAAGUAUGAGAAUUUGAGUCAAAUCGAUGAACAUGAACUGGAUAGCUAUGGACCCUUAUAUGUCUCAUAUAUAAAUGUAGAUACUUUGAAAAGUUUGUUUAUUCACUUCAUAUUUUCUUAUAUGUUGAUAUUACAUGUUUGAAACCUUUUAUUUUGUUUUAUUUUAUAACAUGCUGUUGUUUAAUUAAAACUAAUUUGAUGGGUU
Mytilus californianus (California mussel) is the source of this 2251-nucleotide messenger RNA. Its product is annotated as caspase-7-like. The transcript has 11 exons. The coding region runs from base 191 to 1498 and encodes 435 amino acids. The record is from RefSeq and is a predicted model, not a curated record. Gene Ontology annotation, cellular component: cytoplasm. Lineage: Eukaryota; Metazoa; Mollusca; Bivalvia; Mytilida; Mytilidae. Gene Ontology annotation, biological process: proteolysis; apoptotic process.